This is a messenger RNA of Schistosoma guineensis, 596 nucleotides long. The record is from the annotation of a GenBank genome assembly. NCBI's taxonomy places the organism in Eukaryota, Metazoa, Platyhelminthes, Trematoda, Strigeidida, Schistosomatidae.
UUGUAAGCCUCAGUAGAAAUCAAGCACUAUUCGCAUUCCACAUACGUGAAAUCGCUCUCUAUAGGGUGGAUAAUUUAUCCGUAGAGUUUUCUUUGUUUGAUGUGGAUGCUAGAUCCGUAGAAAUCACUUCGUAAACGUAUCACUUUCGCAUCUUCAACAUAGAAAUUCGAACUUCUCAUUUUCAUGCCAAAAUCUCCAAAUGACCACAUUCACCUUCAGUCUAUAUUUCUCAUUCGGAAGCACCUUAAAUGUCAUUGGUUGUUUUGCUCUUUUAGUAGGUUAUUUUGUGAAGCUUAUCAAGAACUGUACCGUAUAUGUAUGUAUGAGUUGAGUGUUUGUUCGUUCAUGCUUCUGACUGCUUUUGUAAUAUUCUCCUCGACUGAAUAUGAUCUUUUCCCUCUAGUUGUCAGAGCUGGAGCUCAAUGGAGUUGCUUAGCUUGUCCAGUUGUUGUUUUACUGACUUUUGUUUUGUCUGCCGGUUUUAGAUGAUAUCGUAAUUUCGUCAAACGUAGCAUUGCUUUUCUAACCACCGUCAUGAAGACAAGCUUAAAAGCGAAGCCAGCUAUUUGUAUUUCUCUACGAUCUGUUGAUCAUUU